AUGGAUCGGUUGUGGAACUUGCGGGCGCGCCUGCAGGAGUGGGAGCGAAAGUUCACACGACAGCACGGACGGCGGCCCGACCAGGUGCGGGCCUUUGCAGGGUGGGGUUGGAGUCUAAGGCCUCCGCCACCGACUGACGUGCUUCUUUCACAGGAGGACGUGGAGGCGGCGCCCGAGGAGACCCGCGCUCUCUACCGCAAGUAUCGUGCCCUGAAGCAGUCUGUGGGCCAGAGGAUUGGCGGGCCCCACAGCCACAACCAGUCGCUCUCAGCUGCAGCCCAGGAGGCUCCAGAGCCUGGAUGCUGGGGAUCCCACCUGAAUCGGUCUGCAACGCAGAGUCCACAGCCUACUCCAGUGCUGAGCCCUCAGGGAUCUGCACAAAACUAUGGGAAGAGACUGAAGGCCAAUCUGAAGGCUACCCUACAGGCUGAGCCAACCCUGGGCUGCAGGCGCCAGCCUCCAGGUAGAUUCUUGUCCAAGAAGCCCACCCUAAAGACACUCAGCCCAGGGAUUCCUCCUACCUCUCCAGAAGAACUCAGUGAUUCACUUACCAAGCCUUCUGAGCCCCCACCAAAGCCAGGCCAAUUCCAGCAGCUUCAGGCAUCCCUGAGUCUGCGGCUGUGCUCCUUGGACCCUGGCUGGCUGCAGCGAUGUCAAAACGGAGCCUUAGAUUUUCUGCCUGCCUCUGAUCCCUGCAAGGCAGAGGAGUCUCAACCUGUGACUGCAGGAGAAUUGCCAGUCCUUGUCUCCAGUACCUGCUCCAAAGCAUCUUCUCAAGACCCAUAUGGUCCAGUGCCACAAGCAGCACAAACCAAUGCAGGGAGUUUCCAACUCUGCAACCAUAGAAGCAAGAAGCAAAAGUGGACUAAGGAGAAGGGCAGCAGUCCUAUGCAGGCUCAGCAGGACUACAGCCAAGCAAGACUCCUGUCUGAGGGGGCUGGGGCUACAGCUCUUAAGGACCCAACAAGGGGUGCUGUACAAGUUCAGACACCUCAGCUCUACAGUGGCACUUCAAGCCCAGCUGAGGCAGGAAAAGCUGAGAGCACACCCCACCUCCACACCAGCCCUCGGACAGCCAUCCGGGAUAAGGGUAACUACGUUCGGCUCAACAUGAAGCAAAGACGCUAUGUGCGGGGUGGGGCCCUUCGAGGCAGGCUCCUCCGAAAGCAGGUAUGGAAGCAGAAGUGGCAGAAGAAAAGAGAGCAUUUUGGGGGCGGUAGGCCGAGAGCCAUAGUUGAGAAGUCUCAUUUCCAAUCUGAGCAGUUUGGCUACUGGAAAUCCCAGUGCCCUCAGCUAGGAUCCACACCACAGAAGGAGGGUGGUGACGACAAAGAUGAUGUUCAAUCCUCUCCCACUUUGAAGGAAGUAACCCAGAGGAUAGAUGCUGCUUGCUGCUACCUCCCUGGAAAGGACCCAGAGCCUACUGGACCUGAGCUACAGGCACCGAACACAGUGCCCUCAGUGCUACCUCUCUACCCACUAGGGCCCUCAGGGCAGGUAGCAGAGACACCUGCUGAGGUGUUCCAGGCCCUUGAGCAGCUUGGGCACAAAGCUUUCCGCCCUGGGCAGGAGCGCACAAUCAUGCGGAUCCUGUCCGGCAUCUCCACAUUGCUGGUGCUGCCCACAGGCGCUGGCAAGUCCCUGUGCUACCAGCUGCCUGCACUGCUGUAUGCCCGGCGUAGCCCCUGUCUCACACUGGUCAUCUCUCCCCUCCUGUCUCUCAUGGAUGAUCAGUUAUCCCACCUGUCCCCAUCUCUCAAGGCUGCCUGCCUCCAUUCAGGCAUGACCAGGAAGCAGCGGGACUCUGUCCUGCAGAAGGUGCAGGCAGCUCAGGUGCAUGUGCUGAUGCUGUCCCCUGAAGCAUUGGUUAGGGCUGGUUCUGGGGGUCCUGGUGGCCUCCUUCAAGCUGCCCGGCUGCCUCCAGUGGCCUUUGCCUGCAUUGACGAGGCCCAUUGCCUUUCUACAUGGUCGCACAACUUCCGGCCCUGCUACCUGCGCAUCUGCAAAGUGCUUCGGGAACGUAUGGGCGUGCACUGCUUCCUGGGCCUCACAGCCACAGCCACACAUAGUACUGCCCGUGAUGUGGCCCACCACCUGGGAAUAACCGAGGAACUGAGUCCUAGAAAGGGAUCUGUCAUCCCUGCCAACUUGCACCUGUCUGUGUCCAUGGAUAGAAAUCCAGACCAGGUAGGUUCCACACCAGGGGCCAAGAUGAGGAUACCCUACCACACACACACACACACACACACACACACACACACACCCUACGAGACACACACACACACACAGAGCAGGGGCCAAGAUGAGGAUACCCUACCACACACACACACACACACACACACACACACACACACACACACACACACAGAGCCUGAGCCAACAGCUGUUCCUUGCCAGGCUCUGGUGACACUGCUGCAGGGUGACCGGUUCCGUAGUCUGGAUUCUGUCAUCGUUUAUUGUAACCGACGUGAGGACACACUCAGGGUCGCUGCACUUCUCCGAACCUGCCUACCUACAGUGCAGGAUCCAAAGGCCAGAGGUCGUGUCCCCAGAGCUGUGGCUGAAGCUUACCAUGCUGGCAUGUGCAGCCAGGAGCGGCAGCGAGUGCAGCAGGCCUUCAUGAAGGGCCAACUACGGGUGGUGGUAGCCACAGUGGCCUUUGGGAUGGGACUAGACCGACUAGAUGUGCGGGCCGUGCUGCACCUGGGGCUGCCCCCAAGCUUCGAGAACUACAUCCAGGGUGUGGGCCGUGCUGGGCGCGAUGGGCAGCCUGCCCACUGCCACCUCUUUCUUCAGCCCCAGGGUGAGGACCUUCGAGAGCUGCGCAGACAUGUGUAUGCAGAUGGUGCUGACUUCCUGACCAUGAAGAAGCUGAUGCAGUGUGUGUUCCCGCCCUGCACCUGCACCCGGCAGGAAGGAGGCAACAGUGGGGUGAGGUCUGCAGUUGAGCCCCCACCUCAGGAGGCCAAGCAACAUGGUGGCUGCCCAGCAGCCUUUGGACAGGGCCGGGCCUGCCGAGGACAUGAGCGAGCACUCCCAAUCCAGCCAAUAGUGCAGGCCCUGGACAUGCCAGAAGAGGCCAUUGAGACUCUGCUGUGCUACCUGGAGCUUCACCCACAGCACUGUCUUGAGCUGCUGCCACCUACCUAUACCCACUGUCGUCUGUACUGCCCUGGGGGCACUGACCAGCUCCAGGCCCUGGCCCAAAGGUGUCCACCUAUAGCUGCAUGCUGUGCCCGGUGGCCACCUAAGAACACAAGGCAGGGCAGCUGCUCCAUGGAGUUCAAUGUGGUGGAGCUGGUGGACUCGAUGGGCUGGGAGCUGCCCCCUGUGCAGCAGGCUCUCUACCAGCUGCAGUGGGACCAAGAGCCUAGAACAGGUGUGCUAAGGAGUACUGGAGUGUUGGUGGAGUUUGGGGAACUGGCCUUCCACCUGCGCAGUCCUGGGGACUUGACAGCUGAGGAGAGAGACCAGGUCUGUGACUUUCUGUACAGCUGUGUGCAAACCCGAGAGCGCAAGGCCCUGGCCCAUCUGCGUCACAUGUUCCAGGCUUUUCACAGUGUGGCCUUUCCCAGCUGUGGGCCCUGUCUAGAGCAGCAUGACAAGGAGCGCAGUGCACAGCUGAAAGCCUUGCUCAGCCAAUACUUUGAGGAGGAGGAAGAGGAAGAAGAAGAGGAAGAGGGGGAUGUGAAGAACAAGCAGAGCCCAGAGCCUGGGCAGGCCCAGCUCCAGGACUGGGAGGACCAGGUCCGCCAUGACAUCCGCCAGCUUCUGUCCCUGUGGCCAGAGGAGAGGUUCUCAGGCAGGGCUGUUGCCCGAAUCUUCCAUGGCAUUGGAAGCCCCUGUUAUCCAGCCCAGGUAUAUGGACAAGACCGGCGCUUUUGGAGAAAGUACCUGCAUCUGAACUUCCAUGCCCUGAUGCGCCUGGCCACAGAGGAGCUCCUGUUGGCAGGGCCAUGACCACCCUCCUCGGAAGGUGCUUCUCCACAGAGACACUAGGCUGGGCCGUACAGUCAUAGUGGUCCAACAGUGACUGACCACUCAGCAAAGCCCGAAGCAACCAUGCAGAAACAAGGAAGCUAUACAUGCAGAAUAAAUGUGUUCAAGUUGU
Messenger RNA from Cavia porcellus (domestic guinea pig), 4111 nucleotides. It is a transcript of the gene Recql4, whose product is annotated as RecQ like helicase 4. NCBI's taxonomy places the organism in Eukaryota, Metazoa, Chordata, Mammalia, Rodentia, Caviidae. Gene Ontology annotation, biological process: telomere maintenance; double-strand break repair via homologous recombination; DNA replication. The record is from RefSeq and is a predicted model, not a curated record. Gene Ontology annotation, cellular component: chromosome; cytoplasm; nucleus. Gene Ontology annotation, molecular function: 3'-5' DNA helicase activity; four-way junction helicase activity; ATP binding. The transcript has 20 exons. Bases 1 to 3960 code for a protein of 1319 amino acids.